AUGAGCCAUCAUCCUGCGGUAUUAAACGAACAGCAUCCCGGCUCACAUCACCCCGGCCUUGGUCACUCAUAUAUGGACCCUUCGCAGUACCCGCUCGCUGACGAUGUGGAUGUACUCUUUAAUAUCGAUGGACAGGGCAACCAUGUCUCACCGUAUUAUGGGAACUCAGUCCGUGCGGUACAGAGGUACCCUCCUCCUCCACACAGUAGCCAGGUGUGUCGACCCUCGUUACUCCACGGUUCUCUACCGUGGCUGGAGGGGAGUAAAGGCAUCGCCCCACAUCACAGCGCGUCCCCUUGGAACCUAAGCCCCUUCCCCAAGAACCCUCUUCAUCACGGCUCCCCUGGCAGCCUCUCCGUCUAUCCCCCGGCCUCCUCAUCCUCGCUGUCCAACGGCCACUCGAGUCCGCAUCUCUUUACGUUUCCCCCGACCCCGCCUAAAGACGUUUCCCCGGACCCCGGCCUCUCAGGGUCCAACAGCUCCCGUCAAGAGGACAAAGAGUGCAUUAAGUACCAGGUUUCCCUGGCAGAAAGCAUGAAGCUGGAAUCCGCUCACAGCCGAAGUGUGUCUAUCGGAGGAGGCCCAUCCUCUGCCCAUCACCCCAUCGCCACAUACCCACCUUAUGUCCCCGAAUACGGCCCAGGCCUCUUCCCACCAAGUAGCCUGAUAGGUGGGUCAUCUUCUAGUUAUGGUUCCAAAACAAGACCAAAAACAAGGUCCUGUUCAGAAGGUAGAGAGUGCGUCAAUUGCGGAGCCACGUCGACUCCGUUAUGGAGGCGGGACGGGACAGGACACUAUCUCUGCAAUGCCUGUGGCCUCUAUCACAAAAUGAACGGGCAAAAUCGUCCGCUGAUUAAACCCAAGCGGAGACUGUCCGCUGCCAGGCGAGCAGGGACGUCCUGCGCAAACUGUCAGACCACCACUACGACGCUGUGGCGGAGGAACGCCAACGGAGACCCGGUGUGUAAUGCCUGCGGCCUGUACUACAAGCUCCACAAUAUCAACAGACCUCUGACCAUGAAAAAGGAAGGCAUCCAGACGAGAAACAGGAAGAUGUCUAGCAAGUCCAAGAAGAGUAAAAAGUGUCAAGACAACAUGGAGGACUUCUCUAAAAGCCUGAUGGACAAGAGCAGCUCCUUCAGCCCCGCGGCCCUGUCCCGCCACAUGUCGUCGUUCCCCCCCUUUUCGCACUCCGGCCACAUGUUGACCACGCCCACCCCCAUGCACCCCUCUUCCAGCCUCCCGUUCCCACACCACUCCAGUAUGGUCACAGCCAUGGGCUAG
This is a messenger RNA of Knipowitschia caucasica, 1284 nucleotides long. The record is from the annotation of a GenBank genome assembly. Lineage: Eukaryota; Metazoa; Chordata; Actinopteri; Gobiiformes; Gobiidae.